Messenger RNA from Ooceraea biroi (clonal raider ant), 2835 nucleotides. RefSeq lists its product as uncharacterized. NCBI's taxonomy places the organism in Eukaryota, Metazoa, Arthropoda, Insecta, Hymenoptera, Formicidae. The record is from RefSeq and is a predicted model, not a curated record.
ACCGCCGCGACCGGCCGCAGUCUGCCGGCGUGGCUCACGGAAGUGAGGGGAUUUUUUGCAUCGCUGGUCCUUGUUCGCGGUACCGCACAUUGAACUUUGAUUCUCACGUUCUCGCGCAUCUUUGGUUGCAAUCAGUUUCGUGUGAAAGUGAAUUAUACUGCAGUGAGCGUCUUACGAGACUCCGAAACAUCGCGGCAGUCAACAGUACGACGCCCUUACAUUGCGAGGGCGGUGGAAGGAACCAUGACAAGAAAUCGAUGACCUAUGCACGAGGCGUAUCCGCGAUAUUUCGCCUACUGGUAUCCUUCUCGAGACAGCGAUCGAAAUUUCACCGGUAAACCAUGUCAUCGUCGAAGCCCAGGCGACCUAUUAUAUCGAUCUACAAUUAUCCGGAACACCUGAAUCCGUUCAACGACGAUGCGACGAAUCCUCAACCGCAAACGCACCAAGAAAGCAAAUCGUCGUCGAAGGAAUCCAAGCACAAAUUCUGGACGUUCGGCAGAAGCCGGAAGAAAAGAUCGAACAGCUUCUCCCUCAAGUCCACUUGGAAUGGACUCUUUGGCAAGCGCAAGGAAACUCCAGAACCAACGGCAAAGAGGUCAACGAUUACAACAGUCUCGACAACGUAUAAGAGGGAACCUUACGACAAACCGACAACACCUCCGCGCCUCUCUAAAGAUCAACAAGAAUUCGAUGAAGCCUUAGGUACAUUGACAAGGAGAAGAAAAUACACACUCGACAACAACACAGGAUACGGCUCGAAUUUGACGGUAAAUGGAGAUCCCGCCAGACUUUACGAUGGAAAUCCUCAAGAUACCACCACGUCUAUCAUGAACGUCGAUCUCACACCGAAACCACCAAUCAGAAGAUUUGGACAAGUGAGUCCAAGACCGACAGACAAGAUUCCACCUUUGGAUUUCGACAAGCAGCCCAAACAGAACGGUGAUGUUACCCUUCGCGACAAAUCGGAAGGAACGCCGGUUCCACCAAUACGGAGAUUCGGUAAUAGAGCGUCGCAGAGGUCGAACGGACCCGUAUCAAAUCUUGAGGAAGAUUCGGCUAAUCGACCUGGCGAUACAAGCUUGAGAGAUGAGAACGAAAACGUUGCAGAGGAUUACGUUUUCAAGAGAUUCAGUCAAGACGCUGUAAGGCGAUCGAAUGUGUCCAUCAACAGUUGUGUAUCUGUUACCAGUACGGCAAGCACGUACGGACGUAAAAAACGGAGAGCACCGCAACCGCCGCAACGGCGGGAACAAUUGGAGACUUCUCCGGAGAGUAAUGGACCAUCCGUAAUAGAGGUGAAUAAGGCGGAAUCUACGUCAAAGACGAACAAAGAAGAAGCUACCGAAAAAGCAAGUAAAACCGAACUCCAGAUAGCCGACACGAUUGACAUCGUUAGGGCUACGGAGAACAUCGACGAGAUGACGAAGAAGAGUUGCGAGGAAGAAUUGAACGAGAAAUCAUCACGUGAUGAAGAGGAGCAGAUCAAAUCAGAUCCGGAAAGCCUAGAGGGCAUGUCAAAAUCCGAUGGAAAAAUUGAGAAAAACGAAACGUGCAAAAUCUCCGAAGACUGCAAGCCUGAGACAGAGGAGUGCGAGAAUUCCCCGGAACUUGGAAGUUCCUCGUACAAUCCUGAUGAAAACUCGGAGAAACCUGGACGCGAAAAACAAACGCAAGAAGAAUCGAAAGAGGAGCAAUCGAGUAUUGCUGCAGAUUCUAUCGAGCAAGAUUCCGUGAACGUAGAGUAUGAAAGAACCUCGCAGGAGAAGCUCGAGAUCAUCAAAGACAUUGAUCAGGAUUCCGAUGAAGUUUGCUUAAGAAAGAAAGGUUCGUUAUCGCGGAGCGAUAGUUUCUCCGUGAAGGAGGAGAUAGAGAAGAUCGAGAGGCAAAUUAAGGCUCUGGAGAGCAGACAGGAACAAGAAAGUAUCGACGACGCACACGACGACGAGUCAGCGGCAAGCGGCAGAUUGUCCAUUCAGGCAAAUCGCCGGCACUUUUUCGAGAAUAUGGUGGACGGACCGUCCGGCCCGGUCAAGUUGGAGUUUAAGACGUUGCCGUGCGAGCAAAAGGAUAUCCACGUGGUGAGACUAACAGAUCCACCGGUGCCAGUCGCGGCGCGCCGGGACCCGGUGAAGGUGAUCGAGUUGCACAUCUCCGAACCGAUCAAACGUAAGCCCGAGCUCCUGGACGAGGUGAAUCCGAUACCUAAGCCCAGGAGGCAGAGCGCGCUCAGUUUAAGAGAUCACACCGAAGCUAAGCCCUCGAGUAACGAAACUCAGAGUCCAGGAAGUAACAUAAAAAGAGGACAAUCCGUCUGAGACUCCAAACGAAUUUUCCCCGUAACUUCAGACUUCCCUGAAAGUGAAAUCCUAGCGUUCACUAGGAUAAAUCCGUGCACCGUGCAAAGCACAACUGCGUUUAAUUCUAAUUUCGAUACGAAAAUCUUUUGUUUGCUAGAAACGAACCGUCAGUUGAAGGGCUGUAUGUGUAUUCUACAUCAUGCGUCUGUAUUUUCGACACACAGGAUGUUCUUCGGUUGAAACGCAAUGAUUUUAUACUAACGACAUACGCCGACAUAUCCUGCGAGAGAAUUCACAUGCAGAAUUCUAGCAUUUCUAUCGCGCUGUAAUACGCGUUUAUACACCAGUGAUACACCACCUCCGUUGCUUAUCCUGAAGUUUUACCGUAGAUGCAUAGGUAUACUUUUAUUUAUUGAUACAAAAUAAAUCCUAAGAUCUAUUGUAGAAAUAUUCUGUGAUAAAGAACACGAUUAUUUCGAAUCUAUGAGAAAUAUACAAGUGGAAUAGCUUGAAAUAAAUCUACAAGGAUGCGGAA